UCACAAAAUUCGGCCUAUUCACUAUCCAGUUAUAUAUAGAUCAGUGGUGAUAAGGGUAGGAGGUGAUAGGAGGAGGCAUGCACAUGAUGCACGUGGCGGUCGUGGGUCGUGAAUCGUGUUUACUGCCGCCGAUAGCUGUUUAAGUUUACGUAAUUUGUGCGUGUAGGAAUAAUUGACAGCGAGCGAAUCAUUAAUAAGACGCUAAUAAAAAAGCUAUUCUACGAGAAAUUGGAAUCCAGUUUGUUUCAAUCUAUGUUUAUUGUAAAGCGAGGUUAUAGAAUUGUUGAGUGAUUGCGGUGAUUGCCACUAAAAUUAUAUGGUUUUUCACUAAUAGUGGAAUAAGAUAUUAUCCCUCUUGCUUUCUUACGUAGAAGGCAAAAUUAUGGUACGAUAUUUACUUAAGUUUUCGUACAUUGGUACACAAUACAGGGGUUUGCAGAAGCAGAUUUCCGACAGUUUCAUACGGGAUACCGAUUCCAUCCAAGGUGCUUUAGAAACUGCUCUACUAACAGUUUCCCCAAAGAGUUUAAUUAGACCAGUCUUGACUCUUUCCAGCAGGACAGAUGCCGGAGUUCAUGCUUUAGGCAACACCGCUCAUGUAGAGCUUGAAAACAAACACAAUACGAUAUAUAAUUCAAUAAUUGUAAAAAAAUUUGUUAAUCGUUACUUUUCCAAAUGUGGUCAUACCAUUAGGUUACUGGAUUGUACACCUGUUACAAAUGACUUUCACUCAAGAUAUUCAUGUAAAUCUCGAACUUAUUUGUACAGAUUUAUGGUACCUAAAAUACCUGAAGAACAACGGAUAUCCCUCCCAGAAGCAAUACAUACCUACCAUUUAAGGUCAUACAAUUUCGACGUAGAUAGAGCGAGACGUGGUACACAGUUGUUUAUGGGAACAAAAGACUUUACCACGUUUAGUGCGAGAGCUGUAACAGAUCGCAAAAUCCAAUAUGUACGUGCCUUACAGGCUUUUACUUUAGAAGAGGCACAGCCUUUGAUGCCUUUUGAUCCCCUAUCCAAAAAUUUUACAUAUUGGCAUUUCACAUGUAAAGCAAGAUCUUUCUUGUACAAUCAGGUCAGACGAAUGGUCGGUGCUCUAAUCACGUUGGGAUUGGGAGGUAUAACAGAGAAAGAUAUCACUGUAAUGUUACAAGUACCUUCCCAUUAUAACUGGAACCCCCGUAUUACUCCUGUACCACCGAAUGGCUUACAUCUAUUGAAUGUAGAAUAUGAUCCGGAUGAAUUAAGACGUUGCACGAUAUUGGAACAGCAAGAAGAGAAACCACGAUCGGAAGAACAAAUGCGAGAAUUACAGUUGGAAGAGCAAAAACAAGAACUGCAGUUGAAAAAAUAAAAGACGAAAAAUAUAUGUUUCAAAAACUUAAUUGAAAUAAUUGAAAAGUAACAUUCUAUGU
This is a messenger RNA of Temnothorax curvispinosus, 1415 nucleotides long. RefSeq names its product tRNA pseudouridine synthase-like 1. The record is from RefSeq and is a predicted model, not a curated record. Bases 383 to 1354 code for a protein of 323 amino acids. Gene Ontology annotation, biological process: tRNA pseudouridine synthesis. Gene Ontology annotation, molecular function: pseudouridine synthase activity; RNA binding. Lineage: Eukaryota; Metazoa; Arthropoda; Insecta; Hymenoptera; Formicidae. The transcript is spliced from 7 exons.